GCUGUUUAGUUUAUUCAGUUACAGAUCGUCUUUCGUCAGGAUGAAGCUCGUUGCGUUUCUUUUGCUUAGCAGCCUCACUGUUGUCUUGGUUGUGGCCUUUCCUGAUAACCACAAUGCAGUUGCUGAUUUGUCAGAUGCUGACCUGCAUGCUGAUGGAAUUUCCGCAACAGGAGAGGGAGGCGCCGCCACGCCAUCAGAGACUAAUCAGCUACGUGGGCCACGUCAUCUUCUGAAGAAGCUGUACUAUCCAGAGCCACAGGUGAUAGUACAACCGAUUCUGGUACAACCGCAGCCCUACUAUAGCAAUCCCUACAUUGGUGCUGGUCGAGGUUAUAAUAUUGGCUAUGGCAGAGGAAAAAGCUAUAAGAAAUGGUAGAACAUUUUAUCGUAAAUUUAAUAAAUGAACAUUUUGUCUUAAGACAAAGCGCUUUUUGUUGUUCCUCUUUUAUGCAAAGUUAAAUUUCUUCAGCGCAAAUCCCUUAAGUCCAAAACAGUCGUCGACUUGACGGCAACGGUCGCAUUUGCUUCCAAACUCCCGCCGCAAUUGUCUCUCUAAUGCCUAAUUAGGCAUGCUAGGCACGUAAGUCUAAUUCCCAAAAACUUAGCUAAGGUCGCGGCUCGUCGGUUUGAAUGCAAGAUUUUUCAAUAAUUUCAAUACAUUACAGCAUUUAAAGUCAGAGAAAAAUUAGGAACUAAUUCCGCUCGUGAAGUCAAGAAUGUUUAAGAUAUAUUUAAAAAGCCAAUCAUUCAUUUUAAUAUAUAACACGGUUAGAAUGACACGAAAAGAAGGAACUAAUUUGGUUCAUCUUAGAAACUAAGUUAAAGUUGUGUAUAAUUUCUAUAUAAUAAAAAAAAAA
Molecule: messenger RNA, 857 nt
Organism: Drosophila virilis
Lineage: Eukaryota; Metazoa; Arthropoda; Insecta; Diptera; Drosophilidae
Source: RefSeq, a predicted model, not a curated record